Labrus bergylta (ballan wrasse) is the source of this 6990-nucleotide messenger RNA. It is a transcript of the gene atp2b1a, whose product is annotated as ATPase plasma membrane Ca2+ transporting 1a. Gene Ontology annotation, biological process: regulation of cytosolic calcium ion concentration; calcium ion transmembrane transport. NCBI's taxonomy places the organism in Eukaryota, Metazoa, Chordata, Actinopteri, Labriformes, Labridae. Gene Ontology annotation, cellular component: plasma membrane; intracellular membrane-bounded organelle. The record is from RefSeq and is a predicted model, not a curated record. Gene Ontology annotation, molecular function: ATP binding; ATP hydrolysis activity; P-type calcium transporter activity.
GGAUUUUACCUCAGAUCAGGGGAGAGAGUCUAGUCUUUGGUGAGACUGAAGGGGGGAGUUAUCGGGAGAAAGGGACCUGGGGAGCUCUUCAGAGAACGGAACCUGCAUGCAUGGUGACCUCCACCUCUGUGGGUGAUCCUCAGUCACCAUGAAAGACUAGGAACUCAGCUCUCCGAGGGAAAUGGCCCGUUUUGUAAUACCCCUGCCCUGCUACCCGGCGCAUGACUCCAGCUGCCUCUGAAGGGCCCGUCAGCUGUUUUAUGGGAACUACCACUGUGCUUGCACCCUUGAGGAUUUAAGCUUUUCCAGGAACACUUUUUUUUUUUUUUCUUUUACCCCCACUGUUGAGCUGAAGCAGAGAGUGGGGAGGCGUCGAGACAAUGGCGAACAACUCGUACAGCGGGGUGAAGAACUCCAUGGUGGAGGCCAACCACGAUGGAGACUUUGGCUGCACGCUCAAAGAACUGCGCUCCCUUAUGGAACUGAGAGGCGCAGAGGCGCUAAGCAAAAUUGGGGAAUCUUUUGACGAUAGUCAAGGACUCUGCCAGCGGUUAAAAACAUCACCUAUAGAUGGUCUAAGUGGACAGCCCGCAGACAUCGAGAAGCGGAAAACAGUGUUUGGGCAGAAUUUAAUACCGCCCAAAAAACCCAAAACUUUUUUACAGUUAGUUUGGGAGGCGCUACAGGAUGUCACACUGAUUAUCUUAGAAGUGGCAGCCAUAGUUUCACUAGGCCUUUCUUUUUAUAGACCUCCAGAUGCCGAAAGAGAACACUGUGGAAGGGCAGCUGGCGGUGUGGAGGAUGAAAAUGAGUCGGAAGCAGGCUGGAUCGAGGGCGCCGCCAUUCUUCUGUCAGUAAUCUGUGUGGUGCUGGUGACGGCGUUCAACGACUGGAGUAAAGAGAAGCAGUUCAGGGGCCUCCAGAGCCGCAUCGAGCAGGAGCAGAAAUUUACCGUCGUCCGUGGAGGACAAGUCAUCCAAAUUCCUGUGGCUGAGAUCGUGGUGGGCGACAUUGCACAAAUAAAAUAUGGUGACCUUUUGCCCGCUGACGGAGUCCUCCUCCAAGGCAACGACCUGAAGAUCGAUGAGAGCUCACUCACAGGAGAGUCAGACCAUGUCAAGAAAACACAUGAAAAAGAUCCUAUGCUGUUAUCAGGCACCCAUGUAAUGGAAGGCUCAGGGAAAAUGGUGGUCACUGCUGUGGGUGUCAACUCUCAAACUGGAAUUAUCUUCACUUUACUUGGGAGCGCUGAGGAGGACGAAGAGGAUGAGGAGGAGAAGAAAAAGGAGAAGGAGGAGAAGAAGAAACAAAGAAAAAACAAGAAGCAGGAUGGGUCUGUUGAAAAUCGUAAGAAAGCUAAAGCACAGGAUGGCGCUGCGAUGGAAAUGCAGCCUCUGAACAGCGACGAGGGAGCUGAUGCGGAGGAGAAGAAGAAAUCCAACCUGCCAAAGAAAGAGAAGUCUGUUCUCCAGGGCAAACUGACCAAACUAGCCGUUCAAAUUGGCAAAGCAGGAUUGGUUAUGUCAGCAAUCACCGUCAUCAUCCUGGUGGUGCUGUUUGUAGUCGACACCUUCUGGAUCCAGAACCUGCCCUGGGUCAAGGACUGCACCCCCGUUUACAUCCAGUUCUUUGUGAAAUUCUUUAUCAUUGGGGUCACCGUUCUGGUGGUGGCUGUCCCUGAGGGCCUGCCUCUCGCUGUAACGAUCUCCCUGGCGUAUUCUGUUAAGAAAAUGAUGAAAGAUAACAACUUAGUGCGACACUUGGACGCUUGUGAGACUAUGGGCAACGCUACGGCCAUCUGCUCUGACAAAACGGGCACGCUCACCAUGAAUCGCAUGACUGUGGUGCAGGCCUACCUCGCUGAGAAGCACUACAGGAAAGUCCCCGAACCGGAGAACAUCCCCUCCUCCAUUUUAGACAUCCUGAUUCUGGGCAUCGCCGUCAACUGCGCCUACACUACAAAGAUCAUGCCUCCAGAGAAAGAAGGCGGCCUUCCUCGACAGGUGGGCAACAAGACCGAAUGUGCCUUGCUUGGCUUUUCUAAAGAUCUAAAGCGGGACUACCAGGCUAUUCGGAAUGAAAUUCCUGAAGAGAAACUAUACAAAGUCUACACCUUCAACUCAGUGAGGAAGUCAAUGAGCUCUGUGUUGAAAAUGGCUGACGGCAGCUACCGUAUGUUCAGCAAAGGGGCGUCAGAAAUUCUCCUAAAAAAGUGCUAUAAAAUCCAGACGGCAAACGGUGAGUCGAAGGUGUUUCGCCCGCGUGACAGAGACGACAUGGUGAAGAAAGUGAUCGAGCCCAUGGCCUCAGAGGGCCUGAGGACCAUCUGCCUUGCAUACAGAGACUUCCCUGCCUCUGAGGGAGAGCCUGACUGGGACAAUGAGAAUGACAUCCUCUCUGGACUGACCUGCCUCUGUGUGGUGGGCAUCGAAGACCCUGUGCGACCUGAGGUGCCCGAUGCCAUCAAGAAGUGCCAGCGUGCCGGCAUCACGGUGCGGAUGGUGACCGGUGACAACAUCAACACGGCUCGAGCCAUCGCCACCAAGUGCGGCAUCCUGCUGCCCGGAGAUGACUUCAUCUGUAUCGAAGGGAAAGAAUUCAACCGCAGGAUACGCAAUGAGAAAGGAGAGAUCGAACAAGAGCGCAUCGACAAGAUCUGGCCCAAACUACGAGUGCUGGCUCGCUCUUCCCCCACAGAUAAACACACACUAGUGAAAGGUAUCAUUGACAGCACAGUCCUAGAACAGAGACAAGUAGUAGCAGUAACAGGAGACGGCACCAAUGACGGUCCUGCCUUGAAGAAAGCCGAUGUUGGCUUUGCCAUGGGUAUCGCUGGCACAGAUGUAGCCAAGGAGGCCUCUGACAUCAUCCUGACUGACGACAACUUUUCCAGCAUCGUCAAAGCCGUCAUGUGGGGACGAAACGUCUACGACAGCAUCUCCAAGUUCCUCCAAUUUCAGCUGACUGUCAACGUGGUGGCCGUCAUCGUAGCGUUUACAGGAGCCUGCAUCACACAGGACUCCCCGCUCAAAGCAGUACAGAUGUUAUGGGUCAACCUCAUCAUGGACACCUUCGCUUCACUUGCCCUGGCCACAGAGCCCCCCACAGAAGCCCUGCUGCUGAGGAAGCCAUAUGGCCGCAACAAGCCGCUCAUCUCCCGCACCAUGAUGAAGAACAUCCUGGGUCAGGGAGUGUACCAGCUGGUCAUCAUCUUUACUCUGCUCUUUGCUGGGGAGAAAAUUUUUGACAUCGACAGUGGCAGGAAUACACCCCUCCAUGCCCCGCCGUCUGAACACUACACCGUCGUCUUCAACACCUUUGUGUUGAUGCAGCUUUUCAACGAGAUCAACGCCCGCAAGAUCCACGGGGAAAGGAAUGUCUUUGAAGGCAUCUUCAACAACCUCAUCUUCUGCAGUAUCGUCUUUGGUACCUUCAUUAUCCAGAUCGUCAUUGUGCAGUUUGGAGGGAAGCCGUUCAGCUGUGUGGCUCUGACCGUCGACCAGUGGCUGUGGUGCACUUUCUUAGGCUUUGGCUCUUUACUAUGGGGACAGGUAAUCUCCUCGAUACCCACCAGCCGCUUAAAAUUCUUGAAAACGGCGGGUCACGGCACGCAGAAGGAGGAGAUCCCAGACGAGGAGUUGGACGAGCUGGAUGACAUGGAAGAGAUCGACCACGCCGAACGAGAGCUUCGCCGGGGACAGAUCCUCUGGUUCAGGGGCCUCAAUCGCAUCCAGACUCAGAUCCGGGUGGUGAAUGCAUUCCGCAGCUCCAUCUCCCUCUAUGAGGGGCUGGAGAAGCCCGAGUCGCGAUCAUCCAUCCACAACUUCAUGACCCACCCUGAGUUCCGGAUAGAGGACUCUGAGCCCCAUAUUCCCCUCAUAGACGACACCGACGCCGAGGACGACGCCCCGACCAAGCGCAACUCAGCAAGCCCCCGCAACACCACACCCACGCCGCCCUCACCCACACUCACUCCUACCGCCAUCUCUACCCCAAUCGUGCCGGUGUCACCCUCCCCAAACCAGAACAAUAACGCUGUGGAGAGCAGCAACCACCUCCUCCCAGAGGGCCCCAAAUCAGGAACCCCCUCAGCCCCGGGGAGCCCCCUACACAGCCUGGAGACCUCCCUUUGAUCUGACCCCUGACCUCCACACGACGACGUCACCACCACCUUUCUGCCCGUCACCAAGGAGCUUCGACUCGGACGCAGCGAACGAAAGGAGUGAACACUCAGAGGAGAGAGGGAGGGGCCGGGAGGAGAGCAGGGUCCUGCGUGAGCUCAGCUCGGGCCGGACUAUGAGAACAGCAAACAUUCAGAGGAAUGUGCGGCUUGGUGUGGAUGCUUUGGUCUUCUUUUAUUUUUGGUUCUUAUGAAAACCCCCGCUGCAACACGAGGACUCUGUCUCCACCCCUCCCUCCUUUUUGUUUUUCUCGGUAAACAAGGGGUGAUUAUAAACUCAGAUUGAAAGUGACCUGUUUUUAUUAUUCUAUUGUUAUUAUUAUUAUUAUUAUUUGAAUUGAGAAGGGGAGGAGCUCCUCCUGGCUUGAAGAUCGUCUGUAAGAAUUCAGAAAGAACCUUUUAGCUUCUCUUUUAUCUGAAUGGUGUUGUAUAUUUAUCUCUUUGGCCCUUUGCUCAUUCAAAACUUAUUUCUGCUCCAUUGGCUGUUAAUAUUUUGAGUUAUUUAUGUUUUUUGGAAAAAGCAGGUCUGUUUACAAAGUUUGUAGAUACUUUUUUUCUGUUUGUAGGCAAAUGAGCUUCCUGAUGUAUGAUGCAGAAAACUGGGACAGAAUAAAAAAUGAAUGAGAGGAUUAUUUCAGAUACUGCUGUAUUUUCAGGAAAAAGGGUGUUUCUAUUGAAACUUAACUAUUUUUGCCUGCAAGUUUUAUUUGUUAUAUAUUUGUAGAUAAAUGUAGAACCUUCUAGGCAAACCGAUAAACACUAAGGCUUGUAUAGAAAAGAGGUCCAGGGUCCGGGGCGCGGCAUUUUCACAGGAACACAGGGACGGGAAAGACGAUUGGGGGCCUCUGUCCACUAACAUUGCUAUAAAUAUAUUUACUUCUUCCAUUUCUUCGAUAGUUUUCAUGUGCACAAAAACCUUCUGGAGUUCUGGAUUCUCUUUUCAUUCAUUACGUUGUGUUCAAGGAUUUCCACAUGUUGAAAGGUUCACUCAUUAAAAGGGAGUUGAAAACACAUCUGGCACCAUAUUUAGCAAGCAUGUCAGGAUGUUGAAUCGUGCUGGACCAGGAAACAAAGUCUUACCUCAGAGGCGGGCGUGAUGUGUGAAUGAUGUCGCUUUUAGCACAACGUAGAAGCCUCUUCUUUAGAUGUCCGAGGUUUCUACCGUGUUUGGCCUGCUUCUUGUAGUAUUUAAUAUUAGUUCCAUUAGAACAGGCUAAGAUUAGCUGAAAAAAUGACACCGCUACAAGCUCUUUUUUUUUUUUUUUUGCACGUUACAGCUAAAAUGUUUUUGCCAAAGUCAUAAAAUCACAAAAACAUUUGAGUUGAUCACUUCUUUUAAUGGCUCAAUCUCGCCUUGUGUUGUGAGCCGAUCUAUUAUUACACAAUAAGUUUAUUUGGACUAAACGUGACUGUGCCUUGGCUACAAUAACAAUUUAGCUAACGCCACUGGCAGGUAAAUGUUGCUCCUCCGGCUGAAAGCCUCAUUCUGAUCAUCCUGAAGGAGGUUCUCUUUGAAUGCUUGUUAAAUAUGGACCCUGGUUAUCAGUUGGUGUUUUUUUUAAAUUAGCUGCAUUUUCAUGCAACUUUAGUUCCUUCAACAAAACGUUAGCCCCCUGCCAAUGUACAAUAUUGACAUUUGUUUACUCAGGCUUAAUAAAAGUAUUUAAUUUCAAAGGAAUCUAUAGAGAGAAACCCUUUUAAUUACAGACUUUGUGUAUUUAGAUAGUAAGCCAUUGUCUUGGUUAAAAAAACAAACAAACAAGUGAAUUAUUUUCAUAUUUCAUUCAAUCUUUAAGAUCACGCCUUAGAAGAAAAAAAAAAACGUAAUUUUACUCCUCUGAUUUCAGUUUUUUUUUACAUUUCAGAAUCAUGAACAGAGGGGGGGAAAAAAGUCAUGUUCUGUUCUUCAUCCCUGUCCGUCAGACUCCUUUCACCAUGAAUAAAUGUUGCUGCAUUUGAUUUGUUUGUAAGAUAUUUUUGACACCUGAUGUACUGGAAACGCUAAAGAAUUGGACAUGUGCAUUUUUCAAGAAUAAAGACUAGGCAUACACUGGUAUCAAUCUGCACAGGGUACUUUAUUUCAUAGCGUUCCUCGGGGGAAGAAGAAUUUUGAUACAAACCAUGAUAGAGAAAAUGUACCUUUGUAUUUUUAUGACGAUACUGAUGAUACCUUUCAUCGUACUAAACCGAUUUUGGAUGAUUUGACACCAAUCACGUUCUAUGGGGGAGGGUUUUGGCCACUAAAUUGUGUGUUGUUCUGGAAUCUUCAUCUCAGGGUGCAAAUGGUGUGAGAGAGAACAAGACCUCUUUUGAGUUUGUAUAUUUCCACUCUUAAUUCAGCGUUUGGGACGGUGCUUGUCUAUCACACACGAUGACUGGGGCAGCAGGCUGCAGAUUCUUCCUGCAGUCUUCUGGCCGUGCACGGUGGGGAGAGGGGAGGGGGGGGGGAGGGAAAAGGAAAGUGUAGAUGUUAAAUCAUGACGUUCUCUGAGGGAAAAUAAAGUUCUGUUUAACUUGUUUUACAGAUGACAAAAUAGCAGCUAGGAUCGCAUAACAAAGUGAGCAAUUGAAAAGACGAGGAAACCGCAUGAGGAGUUUGUUCUGUAGCUUCUUCCUGUAAUGGGAAUGAAUGUUUUUCCAUCUGUUUUAUGGAUUAUUAUUUUUUUUUUUAUCUUUUAACAUUUGGAAAUAAAAGUACUUCAUGUCUGUUUAUCUUGAGCAUUUUAAAUGGAUAUCGUGAUUGGAUUUACAUUUGAAACUUGUCGAGUAAUGUGUAUGGUUUUUAAAAAUAAAAAAUGUAUUUAGCCUAA